CACGACGCAGGUGGCGAGCUACCUUCGCGAACAGACGCCGAUGCGGGCCGACGCCCAUCCGUACCGACCUCGUCCUCGGACCAACGUCGUCCGCCAGCUCCUUGGCCGCGAGAAGCUCGGGGUGCCACGGGUGCUUCGGCCGCUGGCGCGAAGGACGUGGGCGCUGCGCGACGUAGCGCUUCGUGAGGAGCAGGCGGUGGUCGUGGGCUUUAGCAGCGACGGGCUCUUCCUCUUGUAUUACUCGUACUGGGGCCAUGAGCUACGCCUCUUCUGGCGCGUCUUCGAACCGUCGGGCGAGAACGUCGUGCCCGUAGCCAUCGCCGUGCGUACGAGCGUCGGGCCAUGGGCGCCGCUUGCUGCGACGGCCGAGCUCCCAAACGCAGCCGCGCUGUCGCUCGACGACCGCGAGCUGCACGUGUGGCAGAGCCUCCGCGAGCAAAUCGUCGUCGCGAUCGCGUGCUCGCCCAAUCCUCACGCGCCGUGGUUCAUGACGCUCACACCAGCGCCUUUACAGGCGUCGUCGCCGUCGCUUCGGACAGUCUCGAGCCUUCGCCUGCGAUUGGCAACGCCCCAUGCGCCCAAGCACGCGUGGACCUUCCUCGGAGGUGGCUGCAACCAACUACUCCUGCACCUCGGCGCCACCCUCGUCGUGCUGGGGCUCGAGCUCAGCGGAGCGCAGGCGCCCACGCCGACAAUGACCCCGUGGUACGCGCCCUCCGAGUACGCCCUCGACAUGGUCGCUAUCGCCGAGCCCACGCCGUUCCCAAAUGCUCGUCGAACGCUGAGCCUUCAGGCGAUCUAUCAAUGGACGUUCGACAUCGAGACGUUCUUGCGAACAUGGCUCGACAGCGUUCCCGCCCUCGCACCGCGCUCGCUUCUCGACUAUGCACUCGCUCUCAUCGACGAGGCGCCUGCCACGGUCGCGCCAGGAAGCUCCUACAUGGCGUGCGUGCUCGACGUCGCGCGGCCACGUACUCGGCUUGCGCUCUUCAUCUACUGGAACACGGUCAGCGGCGCGUCCGACGUCCUCCGUGUCCUCCAGCGGCCGCCCGCCGGCGACGUGCGCAGCAGUCUACCGUCGGUCCGCGACAGCUUUCUCAUGCACCUGGCGAUGCACGCGCCCGUGCCACAAUCGUCAUGGUGCUACUGGUCCAACGCAAGCGUCUUGCGUCAAGUGUCGCUCCACACCGUGUCCAACGCCGUCUUCCCGUUUGACAUUCACCUCUGCGAUGCGUCGUCCUAA
This is a messenger RNA of Saprolegnia parasitica CBS 223.65, 1243 nucleotides long. RefSeq lists its product as hypothetical. The record is from RefSeq and is a predicted model, not a curated record. Bases 41 to 1243 code for a protein of 400 amino acids. The transcript has 4 exons. Lineage: Eukaryota; Oomycota; Saprolegniomycetes; Saprolegniales; Saprolegniaceae.